Molecule: messenger RNA, 4800 nt
Organism: Caenorhabditis auriculariae
Lineage: Eukaryota; Metazoa; Nematoda; Chromadorea; Rhabditida; Rhabditidae
Source: the annotation of a GenBank genome assembly
AUGAACUUCAAAUAUUUGAGGUAUAGACAUUUUUUUCCGGUGGCUUCUAGAGACUUUAAAAAAAGCCUUUUUAGACAGAAAAAGGAGAAAAAUUUGUUUUUUUGAGAUAUUUUUAAAUACGGGAUUUUGAAUUUUCUAGAGGAAAGUUUAUUGUCUGCGCCGUUAAAACAAGAAAAAAAUGAAUCCAAAAAAAGUUUUGAAAGGGGUUGAAAAAAAUAAGCGUAGCCGAAAAAAAUCAUGAAAAAAACCGAAUUUUUUUUUUUUUUGGCCGAUUUUUAUAAGGUUUCCGUUCUUUGUUAGAUUCGAAAAAUCAUAACUUAAAUUGUAGGUGUCCUAAAUUCAUGUUUCAGGUACCAAAAAAUUCAGAAUUAUGUGCUUGAUAGUCUUUGAAAAACAAUUAUUUCGAAAAACCUUGAGGGAUAUCUCAAAUUAGGGAAAAACCUUAACUUUAAGGUCAUUUUUUUAGUUCGAAAAAUCAUAACUCAAAUUGUAGGUGUCCUACAUUCAUGUUUCAGGAAUUCAAAAUUGUGUGCUUGAUAAUCCUAGAAAAAAAGAUAAUUUCGAAAAAAACCUUAAGAAAGAUCUCAAAUUAAGAAAAAAACCUUAACUUCAAAGUCAUUUGUUAAGCUCCAAAAAAAUCAUAAUUUUGGCUUUAAGCAUCCAAAAAUUCAUGUUUCAGGUGCCAAAAAAAUUUGAAAUCGUCUUCUUGAUAAUCCUAGAAAAAAAUAUUUAUUUCGAAAAAAACCAAAAAUGUAUCUUUUUUUUCUUCGAUUUCAUAAACAUUUUCCAGCCCGAGAUUCGCCCCAAUAAUGCCCGAUGAGGACGGAAGACACGGGAGAUUGUCGCCCUCGAUCCUGCCUUUCUAUAAUGACGACUCCGGCAAUCAAAUCUUGCCGGUUCCCAAGGUAAUUUGAAAAAAAGAUUUCUUUUCACCAAAUUUGGAGUUUCUAGACCUGGUUACAUUGAAAAAGCUGAAUUUUCUAUAAAAAAAAAUAAUUUCUAGCUCCUGUAAGUAGCCGAAGUGAGCCAAAAAGGAAAAAUAUAGUAUUUUUCCAAAUUUUCACACAUCUUAUAGAGUUAACUCAAAAGUUGGAAAAAAAGUUGAAUUUUUUUGCAAGAAAAAUCAUAAUUUUUUUAGCCCCUGUAAGUGACCGGAACUGAAAAAAACAGAAACAUGUUUUAUUUAACUUUUCAACCUUAUUUUCACUCAUUCAAACGGAUAUUCUAGAGCAACUUGCAAUGGAAAAAUUUAUUUUCCUAUCAAAAAAUUGAAAUUCGCAGCUCCUCCAAGCGAUAUCGGCGAAAAAAAUGUAUGAAGUUUUUUUCCGAGAAAAAAAUUUCCCCAUUUUACUCAUACUAGUUAAUCUUCUAGAGCAAAUUGCACUCAGAAGUUGAAAAAAAUUUGAUAUUUCUUCAAGAAAUCCAUAUUUCCCAGCUCAUGUAAGUGACCGGGACUGAAAAAAAUAAACAGAACCAUUGUUUGUUUAAUUUUUCAACCCUAUUUUCACUCAUUUAAAUUGAUCUUCUAGAGCGAAUGGCACUGAAAAAAUUUUUUUUUCAUAGCUAAAAAAAUUAAAAAUUCCCAGCUCCUGAAAGCUACCAGCAUGGACAAAAAAUUUAUAAUUUUUUUCCGAAAUUUAUUGUAUUUCUGCAGCAAAUUGCACUGUGAAGAUAGAGAAGCUUGAAAAAAAUAAUGAAUUUUUUUAACAGAAAAUCAUAAUUUCUAGCUUCUGGAAGCUACUGGAUUGAACGAAAGAGGAAAAAUAAAGUUUUAUCAACUCUUUUCUUGAUUUUACUGAUCCUUAUCGAUUUUUGGGAGGAUAUAGCAAUGAAAAUCGAUUUUACUUUGAGAAAAACAUGAUUUCCAGUUCCUGGAAGCUCCUGAAAUAAACGAAAAAUGGAUUUUUUCUCAAUUUUCCCUCAUUCGAAUCGAUUUUCUACAGCAAAAUUAACAUUUCCAGCUCCUGGAAGCUAUUGAAAUGGGCGAAAAAGAAAAAAUACAGUUUUACUUGUCGUUUUUCCUAGUUUUUACUCAUCUGAAUCGAUUUUUGGUGGGAUAUUGCACUUGAAAAUCGAUUUUACUUUGAGAAAAAUAUGAUUUCCAGUUUCUGGAAGCUACUGAAAUAUACGAAAAAUGGACUUUUCUCUAUUUUUAUUCAUUCGAAUCGGUUUUCUACAGCAAAAUUAACAUUUCUAGCUCCUCGAAGCGACCGGAAUGAGUCAAAAAGACCGGGAGAAGAUCCUGGAACUGACGAUGGAGGUCUCCGGGGCGAGGAAACUCGUCGACGAAGCCGUGAAGAUCCUGAAGUCGGCCGACGUGCCGGAGAUGGACGACGCCCUGAGCGGAAGCGCGCAGAAGACGAUGAAGAUGGUGAAGGACGUCAAGGACUCCUUCACGCGGAGACAGAAGCGGGCGAUGGAGAAGAAGGGGUUCGCCCUGAUGGAGCCCCAUCAGCUCCGCCGGAUCAUGGAGGAUCAAGGUCCUUUUUUUCGUUCGGAGGGGGACUUGUCUUUAGAGGGGGGAGGGAGGGGGGCUUGGCUUUAUGGGGGAGGUGCCUAACUUAGGGAGGGGGAGUUUGGAACUAACUUGGAAAGAAAAAAACUUUUUGAAUAAAUUGAAAGACCCCUAUAGGGACCACUUAAGCGUUAAGGGCUGAGGGGUGUGAUCCUAAACCCCUAUAGGCACCCCCUUGGUUUCAGUCCUACAGGGAUCACUUUUUCGGCCCCUAUAGGGACCACUCAAAGGUUCCUAAGAUUUGAGAAUUUGAUUGUAAGUUCUGUAAUAAAUUAUCUUCAGUUAGGGUAAAAACCUCCUGGAGGACCAAAAAAAGUGGUCCCUACAGGGGUUUAAGGUCCAAGCCUCUGAAGCUGAAUUGAUAACCCCCCUAUAGGGGUUGGUAAAGUGGUCCCUAUAGAAGACCCUCCAAGGGCCUCUAAGGUUGCUCCUAUAGGGACCACUAUGGAGCUCCUGUCUUAUCUUGAAUUAUUCGGAAAAUUUUAAGUACAAUUUUUAAAAAAACAGUAAUUUGUAGGCGUGGCCGGACGGAAGGACGUUUUCGACAUCGAAGCCUAUGAAAAGAAGACUCUUCUGGAAAGGAAAGAGAUGGUCUGGGACAUUGUCCGGAACGCCGCCAGAGGGGUUUUUAGAUGACCAAAAAUAAUCAAUAAUUCAUUAUUUUAGGGUGCUGCCAACGGUACAGUAAUCCGAAGAAGCAAGCGUCAGAAUUUCGACCCUCAUAUUUUGACGCCGACUGUCCUAACGCCCAUUAUGUUCGCUCCGGUUUAUGGACUGUCUGUGCUGUCUCCAACGGUGAGAGACUGGGAAAAUGAGGAGGGUUCAGAGAAAAAGGAAGCUUUUUGAAAGCCGUUUUUCGUACUCGAAAUGGAUUGAAAUGUUUUGGAAAAAUGCUCCAAAGUGAGAGAAUGAAAAAAUGAGGAGGGAUCAGAGAAAAAGAGAGAUUUUUGGAGCCUUUUGUCCCACUUGAAAAGAUCUUCCAAGGUUCUUGAGAGUUCUAUUGAAAGUGAGGAUUGAGAAAAUCAGGAGGGUUCAGAGAAAAAGGAAGCUUUUCGGAUGCUUUUUGUCGCAUUUGGAAUGGCUAGCAAAGGUUUCUGAGAAUUCGCUAGAAAGUGAGAGACUGAGAAAAUGAGAAGGGUUCAGAGAAAAGAACGAUUUUUUAAAAGGGCUUGGAAUGGCCUGCCAACGGUUUCGAGAAGUUGCUUGGAAGUUAGAGACUGAGGAAACGAGUAGAGUUUAGAGAAAAAGAAAAAUCUUUUUAGAAGCUUUUUGUUGCAUAAAAAAUGGCUAGCAAAGGUUUUCGAGAAGAUGCUCCAAAGUGAGAGACUGAGAUAGUGAGGAGAACUUAGAGAGAAAAAGAAGUUUUUUGGAAGCUUCUUGUUCCACUUGGGAUGACUUGCAAUGGUGUUUGAGAAUUUUCCUCCAAUUGAGAUCUGCGAAAAUUUUUAGUAGCCCCUCUAGGGUUUUUUAAGGUUUAGUGGCCACUAAAGUGGCCAAAUUAGAGGCCCCAUAAGAAGUUAAAAUUUAGAAGCCUUUUUAGAAAUUCGAGAGAUAGUACUGAACCAUUAAAAACUACUAUAGUGGUCACUCAGACGCAAGUGGCUUCUGUAGAGAUGGUUUUAUUGGCCACUUUAGGGUCCCCUUCAAGAACCCUUGAGGAACCUCUUGAGUGGCCACUUAAGUUUCAGGAUUUUGAGAUAUUGAGGAUUCAUACCUAGGAACUUUAAAAUUUUAGAGUGGUUCCUAUAGCGGUUAGGGGAAAAACGGUCCUAAUAACGGACGAGAAAGUGGUCCCUAUAGGGGUUUAGGGGGGGCCCUCCAAAUGGCACCUAAGGUGUCCCUAUAGGGACCACUUUAGAGUCCAUAAGUAUAUCCUUCCUCAACAGAAAACAGCUUUUCCGGACUCUUCUCACCCAUUGAAUUCUUAGGUCCUCUCGCCUGGAAUCUUCACCCCGCUGCUUCUGAACCCGGCGGUCCUGUCGCCAUACGUCUUCUCGCCGACCGUCGGAAUCCCCUUCAUCCUCUCGCCCUACGUCCUCUCUCCCUACGUUUUCUCGCCCCUGGUCAUGGCGCCGUUCAUCCUGACGCCCUACGUCUUGUCCCCCAACGUCUUCAACCCCUACGUCCUGUCCCCCUUGGUCCUGUCUCCCCUGGUCCUGUGUCCCGACGUCGUCUCCCCGAUGGUCCUCGGCGGCGUCGUCCUCACUCCUGGAGUCUUGUCUCCGUCUUUCUUCUCCAAAAGUGUCCUCAUGGUCAAUGUCCUCUCCCCCACUUUCCUGUCCUAG